CUUAAAGACGACGAUCGACGAACACAACAAAACCAUACCAUGCGGGUACGGUAGACCGAAGUACCGGUACCACCAUUGUUCUAUGGCCUUCAAAGCCCAGCACCGAAUCCUCCAAACAUACCGACUGUGGCAAACGAAGGAAAUAGUAAAGACAAGGAGAGAAACGACGGCUCGCAAUCCACACGAACACAACGACGGAUUCCUCGCCGCUGAAUAGAAUAGAAUACAACAUACCGUACUACUCGGUGAAAAUUUCGCAACUAUGUCGAACGAUGGUGUACAGGCACCCCGCCCGAGGCGGAUAUCCAGAAACAGCAGCCGGAGCCGCAGCGAUGGGUCUAUGGAACAGCAAGCACCACGGAUAGGACUCGGUGCACGCAUCUCGCAAAACAUCGAGAUGGCCAAGAAAGGGUAAGUUUGUUAAUUUUUUUCGUUUCGUCGGUGCACCAAAGCUCUUGGAAUGCUGCAAAAGCGGCGAAUCGAAUCGAAUCGAAUCAUAUAGGCGCCGUUGCGUGUUUGUCGGGAAUUGAUCUGCUAGUACGGAUAUGAGUGCAAUGAGAAACAAGAGGAUGCAUUGUGGCAUUGUUCCAGUCUUGAAGAAAAAGACAAAACACAGAGCUCAAAUUUUCGAUUUCCUUUCCGACCGAAACUCCGUUUUGCAAACUGCUCCAUCCGUAACUUUUUGCCUUGCAACGCAUCAGAUACGAGCAAUUGGUCCACGCCAUCAUUCGGCCACCCCGGGCCAAGUACAAUAUGGAUCAGCUGGGACCACCGGAUUUUACCUUCUUAGGGCAGCGAUAUCGGAGGGACGACGUCGAGCUCUUGUCGUCGAACGUGGCCACAAACGAACCCGUGGAGGGAGAAAAGACCAACGCGGAGGGAGGAGCGACUCCCACGUGUUCCUUUCUAAAGAUGCAGGCCUCGAUCUGGACGAGGGUUGGUGAACAAGGCGAUCCCGAUCCCUACAGCUCCUGCAACCACCGGGGGACGCAGGCCAGCGGAGAAAACGGCGAAGAGGACGAACCGUCGGAGAGCGAUGGCCCGUCUCCCGGAAAGAAGCGCACGAUGGUCGUCUACCUUCACGGAAAUGCUAGCGCCCGAGUUGAGGUCGUCCCCAACCUCUCUUUUUUGCUUGGACAGGUUGGGGUAUUUGGCGUCGUGGGGGUGGAUUUUACGGGCAGCGGAAAAUCCGACGGCGACUACGUCAGCCUGGGGUACUACGAACGGGUCGACCUGGAGUGCCUCAUUCAGUACCUAAAGAGUGUGUACGGAGGCCCCGACGGGGACGACCUUGAACUAAUUCUAUGGGGGUGAGUAGUAGAAAGUGCUUUCGUGCUUGAUGGACCAAUGGAUCGUGGGAAUGCGUGUGAUUCGCUGCGUGUGGAUUGAUUUUGGGCGAUAUCGUGCAGUUGCGCUUGUUUACCUGCCAUUCUUGGUGGCAAUUUGGUCACAGACAACGUCCCUAACAAAGAGAUUAAACUUUCAACUUUUUUCUUGUUUUUCAAAAAAAUAAUAGUCGAUCCAUGGGAGCUUCGACUGCAUUGAUGCAUGCCGGGAAGAAAUCAUUUACCGCCACAAAACACAGUAGGAACCACAGCAACAGAGACAACAGCGACAGCACUGACGAUGAGGAGGACAUCGUGCACGAUUUAAGAAAAAAGAGCAGCUCUGGCUCCAUGGAGGACGACAUCGUCACAAAUAGUGCGCAGCCCAGCAAGAACAACAAUUCCAUACUAAAGGGGCUCAUCUGUGAUUCACCCUUUGCCAGCCUACUCCACUUAUGCGAGGAACUCGUUGAGCGGGCCCGGGCCCAGGGAGUUGUAGUUCCCGGUGUGGUCAUUUCCGUCGCUAUUGCCAUGAUUGCCAGGUCCGUCCGCAACCUGGCUGGAUUUAACAUACGGGAAAUCACCCCUAUUGAAGAUGUCCCCAACAUUGAUGUUCCGGCCCUCUUUGUGGUGGGAGCCGACGACGACUUCAUCACGCCCCAGCACUCGGAGCGGUUGGUCGAAUCCUACAAGCAGGGCGUCACAACGAAUCUCUUUAUGGUGCCUGGUGGCCACAAUGAUGCCCGGCCGCCUAUUGUAUUUGAGGGCAUUCUCGAGUUUUGCAGACAGCGGCUGUCGCUAGGAGAAAGCCCAGCCCCGGAGGUUCCACCCCAGAUGCUGAGCAGCAUCCAUCAGAACCCUCCCUGGGCCUACCACCGCACCGUUCACUUCCAGGCGCACAGCACGCGCGAACACAACAACACGCAGUUCCAUCGAACGAACGGAAACGCCGCCCAAGACGCCGCGGAACACCUUGGGAUGACUCAGGAACGCCAGGACGACAUCCAGAACAAGAUUGGUCUCAUGAUGGGUGGACAGGGCGACGUUGAGAAGCUCCGUUAUUCCAGCGACGAAGAAAAUGCCUGAGCCAAGCCAUGCUGUGUUCGGCGGUACAAUACUUCAAGAGCUCUCAAUAUAGUGCUGCUUGCAUGCAUGGACGAUACCGGUACUGUUCUGUGAAAGAUAUGGCGUGAAUCGACGUGCCAAUAAAUUCCUCAAUAUCUCCGCCCACGAUUCCGAGUUGCAUUACUAUCUCGACGUUGUCAGUAAAUAUCGACUCUAAAAUAGAAUAAACGCUCUAAU
Molecule: messenger RNA, 2627 nt
Organism: Pseudo-nitzschia multistriata
Lineage: Eukaryota; Bacillariophyta; Bacillariophyceae; Bacillariales; Bacillariaceae
Source: the annotation of a GenBank genome assembly